UGGGAGGGACGUUCAGCAGCAGCUGGAAGCUAUUUGACCACGUGACUGAAGAGACGUUUCUAUCGCUGUUAGCAGCCAUCAUUUCACCCAAUACAAGCCUAUGCUAAGAAGACAUAAAGGGGAGAUAUAGACUAGUCAUGGAUUUGCACGGGAAUACUGACUGACAGGAACAUACUCGCUCCACUCCUUCGCCUACGGUUUAUUUUCUGGUAUGUAUCAGUUGCAGGUGAGCUUAAUGAGCAGCUGCUUUGACUUGGUUUCCCAGCAACCACUGGCAUAACAGCGGCCUUGGCCUCCUUAUUGGCGGAGAGGCAUAGGUGAAGGAGUGGACCCUGACUGCCUUUCUGUUAUUUACUUUUUGUAACGAGAGGGGGAAUAAGGUGCUCAGAAGACCACCCAGAGCAUGGGGCAGAAGGUUCCGGGAGGCAUAAAGACUGUGGACAUGCGGGACCCGGCGUUUCGGCCUCUCAAACUAGAACUGCAGGCCCUGGACUACACUAAGCCCUCCCGCCUGGAUAUGUUGUUGGACAUGCCAUCAGCCUCACAGGAAGUCCAAGUUCAGCACUCGUGGAACAACGAUGACCGGUCGUUAAACAUCUUUGUUAAAGAAGAAAAUAAACUUAUAUUUCACCGGCACCCUGUUGCGCAGAGUACAGAUGCUAUCCGGGGCCAAGUGGGAUACACACGGGGACUACAUGUGUGGGAGAUCAGCUGGGCCAUGCGCCAGCGGGGCACCCAUGCAGUUGUUGGCGUGGCGACAGGUGAAGCCCCGCUGCAUUCUGUAGGAUACACUGCACUUGUAGGAAACGAUAGUGAGUCCUGGGGCUGGGACCUGGGACGUAACAAACUCCAUCACGAUGGCAAGAACCAGCCCAGUAGGACGUAUCCAGCUUUUCUUGAGCCUGAUGAAACCUUUAUCGUCCCAGACUCCUUUUUGGUGGUCCUGGACAUGGAUGAGGGGACUUUAAGUUUUAUCGUUGACGGACAAUAUUUAGGGGUUGCUUUCAGAGGACUCAAAGGAAAGAAGCUAUACCCUGUAGUGAGUGCUGUGUGGGGACACUGUGAAAUCCGAAUCCGGUACAUCAAUGGACUUGAUCGUAAGUAUCAUCCUUUCUGCUUGGUUGAAUUUGCCUAGGUUAUCUGUGUCUGUUUUUACAUGGCUCCUCCAGUCGUCUCUUGAAUAACAAGGUUGGCGCUGUCAUUUGUUGUACGUUGAAGGUGGCUGGAGCUAGUGUGUCUUUGGAAGGCUUUGUCUCUCAUCCAUUAAUUAUUUGAAACCAGCUCCGUUUACCUGAUAAAGACCAUGACAUUCAUUAUCUUGCACACGUCCUGGAAGCU
Sinocyclocheilus grahami is the source of this 1338-nucleotide messenger RNA. RefSeq names its product SPRY domain-containing SOCS box protein 1-like. Gene Ontology annotation, molecular function: protein binding. The transcript has 2 exons. Bases 404 to 1135 code for a protein of 243 amino acids. Gene Ontology annotation, biological process: proteasome-mediated ubiquitin-dependent protein catabolic process. NCBI's taxonomy places the organism in Eukaryota, Metazoa, Chordata, Actinopteri, Cypriniformes, Cyprinidae. Gene Ontology annotation, cellular component: SCF ubiquitin ligase complex. The record is from RefSeq and is a predicted model, not a curated record.